GGCGGCUAAGGCCCGGUUUCCUAUCAUGUUCCUCCUCCUACACCUUGCCCGGCUAUAUAUCCGUAUGUAUGCUUGUCAUAUUUUGGAGUAUCACGUACUCAGCUGACAACGAACUGACCACUCGCAAAUAAGCUAAGCUGCCUGCCAUGGAGGGUUGGUUAGCCUUAUGUUUUAUAGCCCUAUCCACGUUACUGGCCCUUUGGUUCUCCGGCAGCAAGAGCAAGCCCAAGAAGCACCUGCCUCCCGGGCCAUGGACUCUCCCGAUCAUCGGCAGCCUCCACCACGUCAUCCUCGGCACGCUCCCUCACCGCACCAUCACUGAUCUGUGUCGCCGGCAUGGGCCACUGAUGCUCCUCAAGCUAGGCGAGGUCCCCACGGUGGUGGUCUCCAGCGCCGAGGCGGUGGCGGAGGUAAUGAAGACCAACGACGUCGCCUUCUCGAACCGGCAGACCACCGAGCUGCAGGAGAUCAUGGGCUUCGGCGGCAAGGGCAUCAUCUUCGCCCCCUACGGCGACCACUGGCGCCAGAUGCGCAAGGUCUGCAUCGUGGAGCUCCUCAGCUCCAAGCAGGUGAAGCGCAUGGAGUGCAUCAGGGCCGAGGAGGUGGGCGGCCUCCUCCGCUCCAUCAUCACGGCCACGGACGCGGGCGCCGCCGCCAACCUCAGCGAGAUGUUUGCGGCGCUUGGCAACAACGUGGUGGCGCGGGCGGCGUUCGGCGGCAAGUUCGCACGGCAGGAGGAGUUCCUCUGCGCCAUGGACCAAAUCAUGGACCUGCUGGGGGGCUUCUGCCUGGUCGACCUCUUCCCGUCGUCCCGGCUGGUGCGGGGGCUCAGCAAUGGCGAGCGCCGCAUAAAGAGGAUCCGGGACCUCAUUGAGCACAUCAUCACCGAGAUCCUUGACGAGCGCAAGGCGGCGCGAGCGGCCGGUCAUGGCGCAUGCAGCACCGAUGAUGAGGACCUGCUGGACGUGCUGCUCAGGCUGCAGGAGGAGGACUCGGCAUACCCUCUAACCACAGAGAUUAUAGUCACUGUCUUGUUGGACAUGUUUGCGGCUGCUUCAGAGACUACAGGAACUGCUUUGGAGUGGGCCAUGUCAGAACUCGUAAGUCAUCCUGAAGUUAUGGCUAAGGCACAAUUAGAGGUUCGAGAGGUACUAGGUCAAGGCCGAGCUAUCAUUAGCAAUAGCGAUCUUGCAGAACUCCACUACAUGCAGAUGGUCAUCAAGGAGGUUCUUAGAUUGCAUCCACCUGCCGCUUUACUCCCCCGCAAGACUAGAGAGGACUGCAAAAUUAUGGGUUACGACAUCCUUAAAGAUACCAAUAUAUACAUUAAUGUCUUCGCAAUUUCCCGGGACCCUCAGUAUUGGAGCAAUCCAAAAGAAUUUAAUCCCGAGAGAUUUGAGAACAACAAUGUGGAUUAUAACGGGACAAGUUUUGAAUUCACUCCUUUCGGAGGUGGGCGACGACAAUGCCCUGGAAUAGCAUUCGCAUCAUCAGUUUUGGAGAUUACCUUGGUAAACUUUCUCUAUCACUUUGACUGGAUGCUUCCUGACAAUGCCAACUCAUUAUCACUAGAUAUGUCUGAGAAAUUCGGGUUCACUGUCCGUAGAAGGACUGACCUACUGCUCAAGGCUAUUCCACAUGUAUGCUCCAAGGCUACACAUAUAUAGAUCCAAGAAGUAGAUGUUCAUAUGUGUUGCAUUGUACCUUUAUGCAUACAUUAGAAUAAGAGCACAUGGAAUAGCUUGUUGUGCCAGAUUACAUGCCAAAAUAGUGGAACCAUUGGCAGAAAUUAAAUUUCAACUGGGAAAGCAUGCCAACAUCUACUAUGUAUCUCCCUCUGGCCAAUUUUGAAGAUGACACCAUCAGUGUGAUUCUAAGUAAAUAUUAUUGGCUUGUAUUUUUUAAGUAGUCGACUUACCUUUUAAAGUAUUAACUUUUGUUAUAACAAUUUUAAAUUGUUCUCCUUUAUC
Molecule: messenger RNA, 1970 nt
Organism: Triticum aestivum (bread wheat)
Lineage: Eukaryota; Viridiplantae; Streptophyta; Magnoliopsida; Poales; Poaceae
Product: desmethyl-deoxy-podophyllotoxin synthase
Exons: 2
Coding region: 147-1667 (506 amino acids)
Molecular function (GO): monooxygenase activity; iron ion binding; heme binding
Source: RefSeq, a predicted model, not a curated record